Molecule: messenger RNA, 2976 nt
Organism: Rosa rugosa (rugosa rose)
Lineage: Eukaryota; Viridiplantae; Streptophyta; Magnoliopsida; Rosales; Rosaceae
Exons: 5
Coding region: 1-2976 (991 amino acids)
Source: RefSeq, a predicted model, not a curated record
AUGGACAAAUCAUGGAUGCAUGCUGAUAGGAGGUCGCGAGCUUUUGAGUUAGGGGUUGAAGAAUUGAUUAUGUUUGCAUUAGAGAGUGGUUGUGAUGUCAAUAAGGUUUGCUGUCCUUGUAUGAAAUGUGGUCAUGGUAAAUCUUGGAAGGCUAAGGUAGUAAGGGAUCAUUUGGUUGAGUUUGGUAUUGAUAAAACUUACACAAAAUGGAUAUGGCAUGGGGAACUCUCGUCAAAUGAGAGUAGUGAACCCGAAGGGAGUUCUGAAACUGUAGAAAUGGCAGGUAAUGACACUGUGGGGGGGUCUGAUGAUCAUGAGUUUUCAGUAGACUCCGAUGAGUUUUUAAGGUUUGUUGAGGAUGGCGACAAACCUCUUUACCCUGGCUGUACGCGUUUUACCAAGUUAAAUGGACUUGUUAAAACUUGUAACCUGAAAGCAAAGCAUGGGUUGAGUGAUGCUUGCUAUUCUGACAUGUUGAUAUUGAUUGGAAUAUUGCUUCCAGAAGGUAAUGAAGUACCAAGUUCUUUUUAUGAGGCCAAAAAGAGUUUGUGUGCGUUGGGAAUGAAUUAUGAAAAGAUACAUGCGUGUCCUAACGACUGUAUCUUAUACAGGGAUAGUAAUGUUGAUGCCACUACCUGCCCUACUUGUGGUCUCUCUAGGUGGAAGUUGGGAAAGAAUAAAAUAGAAAAAGUCGAGGUUCCGGGGAAAGUGUUGUGGUAUUUUCCACCUAUACCUAGAUUCAGAAAGAUGUUUCAGUCGACUAGUACAGCUAAAAGCUUGACAUGGCAUGCUGAUGAGCGACUGAAGGAUGAUAAAAUGAGGCAUCCGGCUGACUCCCCUACUUGGAAGUUAGUGGACGACAAGUGGCCUGCUUUUAGUUCAGAGCCUAGGAAUCUAAGGCUAGCGCUGUCGUCUGAUGGUUUCAAUCCCCACAGUUCCCUUUCUAGUAGAUAUUCUUGUUGGCCUGUCAUACUAGUGACCUACAAUCUUCCCCCAUGGCUCUGCAUGAAGAGGAAGUACAUGAUGCUCACCUUGUUAAUCUCUGGACCUAAACAGCCUGGAAAUGACAUUGAUGUCUAUCUCCAGCCCUUGAUAGAUGAUUUGAAGAUUUUGUGGGAUGGGGUUGAAGGGGUAUAUGAUGGUUAUAGAAAAAAGUACUUCAAACUUAAAGCAAUGCUCUUUUGGACCAUUAACGACUUCCCUGCAUAUGGGAAUUUGUCAGGCAGCAUUGUGAAAGGGUACAAUGCGUGUCCUGUUUGUUUAGAGCAUACCAAACCUCAUAGGCUGGCUCAUGGUCAAAAGAUGUCGUAUAUGCGGCAUCGGAGAUUCUUACCACGUUACCAUCCUUAUCGAAAACAGGCAGCAGCUUUCGAUAACACUGAAGAACGUGAUCUCGCUCCUAUUCCAUUAAGUGGACAUGAGGUGUUGCAAAGAGUAGAAGGUAUGAACUGGCCUUUUGGUAAAAAGCACCCUUAUCCUCCAUAUAAGGGUGCUGAAGAUGAGAGUAGACCAUGUUGGAAGAAGAAAUCUGUUUUCUUCGAACUUGAGUACUGGAAGUUUCUUCCCGUUCGACAUAAUCUUGAUGUAAUGCACAUCGAGAAAAAUGUUUGUGAUGCAUUAAUCGGUACAUUGUUGAAUAUUCCUGGGAAAACCAAAGAUGGGGUGGCUGCUCGUUUAGAUAUGGUGGCAAUGGGUAUAAGGGCUGGUCUGAAGCCUAAAAUUGGGGGGAAAAAAGAGAAAUUACCUUUGGCAAGCUGGAAUCUCAUGCUAGAAGAAAAGAAAACAGUUUGCAAAUCUUUUUUUGGCAUGAAGCUUGCUGAUCGGUUAUGUUCUAAUGUGAAGAGUUUAGCAUGGAUGAUCUACGGCUUGUUGGCCAUAUGCAGUAAAGUCAUAGAUGUAGAGAAGCUAAAAAAAAUUCAAGCUGACCUUGUCGAAACAGUUUGUGAGCUUGAGAAAUUCUUCCCACCGUCCUUCUUCGAUAUCAUGAUUCAUCUUUCGAUCCAUCUUGUUAGAGAAGUUGAGCUAUGUGGCCCUAUUUUCUUUAGAUGGAUGUACCCCUUCGAAAGGUACAUGAAAACAUUGAAAGGAUAUGUUAGGAACCGUAACCAUCCAGAAGGUUGCAUUGCUGAAUCAUACAUCGCCGAAGAAGCAGUAGAGUUUUUGGCAGAACGCAAUCUAACUGAACCUACUGUUGGACUACCAUCUAGCAGUACAUCUAACAAUAAGGGGACGUCCAGACCUUUGUCAGGUGCCACAAUGAUCUGUCCAAAUCAAAAGAAGUUGCAGCUAGCACAUCUUUGUGUGUUGCAGAAUACGGAUGAAGCAAGGCCCUACUUUGAUGAACAUUUGGAAUGGUUGAAGCAUGUUUAUCCAAAUUUAAAAAAAAAUAAGAAGUGGCUAAAGGAGAAGCAGAAUAAAACAUUUGUGAAAUGGAUACAAGACAAGGUUGCUGCUGGGUGUAUUGAUGAUCAUAUUAAUGUUUCGGAACACUUAAGGUGGAUUGCUGAUGGCCCUAGUUCAGAAGUACCAACAUUCAGUGCUUACAAGAUAAAUGGGGUUAAUUUCAACACCAAGGAUCGUGAUGAUGUUCGAGCAGUUCAAUGCAGUGGUGUUUCAUUGUUCGCCAAUGCAAUGCUAGUCUCUAGUGCGAAGGAUAAAAACCCGGUUAAUGAUGAUACGACUUUUUAUGGAGUCGUUAAAGAUAUAUGGGAGUUAGACUAUCAUAGCUUUAGGGUUCCUGUAUUCUACUGUGAUUGGGUUGACAUUGAUAAGAGCAUUAAGAUAGAUGAUUUGGGUUAUACAUUAGUAAAUUUGAAUAGGGAUUACCAUGCAGGUGAUGAUGAGGAGGUUGGCGUCAUUGAACUUGAGAACGAGCUGUUUGAUACCACAAUGCCUCCGAUCGACACUACAGAUUUAGAUGGUGACCAAACUAGCAAUUAUAUGCGGGAUGGUGACGAAGGAAUAUGGAUUGACUGA